UGUUCUUUAUCCCAGUAGGCUUGGAAAUGAGGUGCUUUAUCAAGAAGAUCACUCAGAAGUGAAUUAAAAUUAAUCUGGUUUUAUCCCCACUCUUAAAAUUAAAAUGCUUUCAAUCUGUUUGAGUAAAUUAUAAAAGAUUAUGGAGCAUAUCCAGACUUUAAGGAUGGACUCUACUCACCAGCUAAACCUUCUGUGAUAUCAGAGCUGAUCUUUUUAAAGCUAAUUGUUCUGGGAUGAUUUUGUUUCUACUCCUCAAUACGCCAGAUGGGCCACAAGUAAAAACGAAUGGGGAUUGAAUGGUUUUGUCUGUUAGCACUUUUUCUGCAUGGAAAAAAUCAAGUGCAAGGAAGUUGCUCUUUGGGAAGUGCAGUGACCUGUGGAGACUGCUUGAAAUCAGGACCACACUGUGCUUGGUGCUCUCAGAAGAAUUUUACAGAUUCACUGGAAGUUUGGGAACGAUGUGACACAAGAGAAGGUCUUUUAUCAAGAGGAUGUUUAUUAGAUAAUAUUGAGUAUACAGUAUCCAAAGUAGAAAUACAUAAAAAUAAACCACUCACUGAAGGUAUCGAAGAAAACAGCUCAUACGUUACACAGAUUGCUCCACAGAAAAUUGUCCUUAAACUGAGGCCAGGAAAUGAUGUGACAUUUCAAGUUAAUGUUCGUCAGACUGAAGAUUAUCCUGUGGAUUUAUAUUACCUAAUGGACCUAUCCGCAUCCAUGGAUGAUGAUCUGAAAACAAUAAAAGAGUUAGGAUCAACUCUUUCUACAGAAAUGUCCAAAUUAACUAGCAACUUUCAACUGGGAUUUGGAUCUUUUGUAGAAAAACCAGUAUCACCCUUCAUCAAAACCACACAGAAGGAAAUUGAAAACCCUUGCCAAAGUGUGCCUAACUACUACUGCUUACCAACUUUUGGAUAUAAACAUGUUUUAUCCUUGACUGACAAUGCAGAGAACUUUAAUCAAAUUGUGAAAACACAAAGAAUAUCAGCAAAUAUCGAUACACCGGAAGGGGGAUUUGAUGCAAUUAUGCAGGCAGCUGUUUGUAAGGAAAAAAUUGGUUGGAGAAAUGGAUCAUUACAUCUGCUGGUUUUUGUGAGUGAUGCUGAUUCUCAUUAUGGUAUGGACAGUAAAGUGGCUGGUAUUGUGAUUCCCAAUGAUGGUCAAUGUCAUCUGGACAGCAACAAUGAAUAUUCCAUGUCUACAGUUCUGGAAUAUCCAACGGUUGGUCAACUCAUAGAGAAGCUUGUGGAAAAUAAUAUUUUACUCCUUUUUGCUGUAACUAAGAAACAGGUUCCUUUAUAUGAGAACUACGCAAAACUGAUUCCUGGAGCUACAGUUGGCCUCCUGGAAGGGAACUCUGGAAAUAUAUUGCAGCUGAUUAUAAAUGCGUACAAAGAACUGAGGUCAGAAAUUGAGCUUGAGGUUUCUGGAGACACAGAGGGACUGAACCUUUCUUUUACCGCACUAUGUAAUAAUGACACCUUCAUUCCAGGAAGCAGAAAAUGUCAGCAUAUUAUGAUUGGAGACACUGUGUCAUUUAAGGUGACAAUAAAUUCAACAUCUUGUGAAAAACAAACAAGACACAUAGUGAUAAAACCUGUGGGCCUUCAAGACAGCUUGGAGAUUGAGAUUCAGUCGGCAUGUGCUUGUCAUUGUCAGACAGCUGCUGAAGUGGACAGCGCUGAGUGCAGUCAGGGGAAUGGCUCUUUGGAGUGUGGUGUUUGCAUUUGCCAUCCGGGCUUCCUUGGCAGACAUUGUGAAUGCAAUGAGAACUCCCUGAACAGCAGCUCCUGUACAGAGCUAGACCCGUGCAGCGGGAGAGGGGAGUGCUACUGCGGACAGUGUAUCUGUAAUCCUUCAGUGUAUGGACGUGUUUAUGGGUCACACUGUGAAUGUGACAAUUUUUCUUGUGUAAGACACAGGGGACUUAUUUGUGGAGGUCACGGAGAUUGCGACUGUGGAGACUGCGUAUGCCACAGUGGAUGGACAGGUGAAUACUGUAACUGUACUACAAAUAUAGACAGCUGCAUAUCAGAAGGGGGAUUAGUCUGCAGUGGAAGAGGUGAAUGUGUCUGCGGGAAAUGUGUCUGCAACAUUCUUGGUGUUUCUGGUGCUACGUGUGAAAGAUGUCCGACGUGCGGCGAUGUCUGCAGCUCAACAAGGGCCUGUGCAGAAUGCUCCCUUCUGUCUGCCAUAGAGAAACAAUCUGGAUGUGCAGAGACUUGUAAACUGGUCGGUGUCACGGUCAGCAAAGAAGAAGAUUUCUCUGAAGAUAAAUCUAUUUUCUGUUCUGUGCAAGGUGAAAAUGAAUGUGCUAUUACAUUUGGGAUGGCAACAGAUGAGCAAGGAAAGAAAGUAAUUCAUAAUGUACGACAAAAAGAUUGCCCACAGCCACCAAACGUUCCCAUGAUUUUGCUGGGCGUGUCAGUUGCUAUUGUUGUGAUUGGUAUUGUUAUUCUCUGUAUAUGGAAGCUGCUGGUAUCUCUGCAUGAUCGCAAGGAAGUUGCCAAAUUUGAAGCUGAAAGGCUGAAAGCCAGAUGGGAUACAGGUACAAACCCACUGUACAGAGGAUCUACCACUACAUUUAAAAAUGUGACCUACAAACUUCCAGAGAAGCAGAAAGAUGGCAUUGCAUGACAAUAUCACAGACACCCAUAAAUCUACUGAACUGUUUUGACAGGUCUAAGCCAUAAUAUCAAAGCCUAUCAUGUGGGUCCCAUUAGUAAUAAGCUUAGUGAUUUUAAUAGACUGUAAAUACAAGGUACAGCCUAUCACUGUGAGAAUGGGCAAGUAGGCGUCCUUUAGACUGGAUUGUGCAAACACUACAACAAAAAACAAAGUUGCUGGAAAUUCAGGGUUAAAACCCUAUGUGUAGGACACAUUUCUGAAUUUAGGUUAUUAUGUGUCAGUUAUGUUUGCUACAUGUUUGCAGUGCAAUAACUGUAGUGGGAAAGUCAAAAUUGCUGUAUUUUUCCUAAAGAUAUAAUUUUAGCUGUACAGGGUGACACUUUAGGACAGGGGUCAUCAACCUUGGCUCUUCAGAGGUUUUGAAACUACAUUUUCCAUAAUGCUAAGCCAGCUUAAAGUGUCUGUGUAUCAUGGGAAAUGUAGUUCCAAAAGCUCUGGAGAGCCAAGGUUGAUAACCCCUGUUUUAGGACAACCAAUAUUUCCUCACAUGUGAAGUACACACUUUUUAAACCCUAUAAUGUUAAGUGCCUAACUACUUCAGUAUGAAUUCAUUUAAUUGCAACCAGACUGUGAACAUAAAAAUGGUACCUGGGAGCCACAAAAUGUUGGUGCAUGGUUAGGGAAUAAUUAUUAGGCCAGGAGGAAUGUCUUUCUGUCCAUUCUGACAGCAAAAUGGUUAACAACAGGCACUUUCAUGUUUCUUUGUUGUGACAUUUCAGUAAUAAAUCCCUAAUAACUGCACAUUCACUUCCCCUAAACUAAUCUGAAAGAAAAUACUCAUAGGAAAUAAUGUCAAACAAUGUUCACCACCAAAUCUUUAGCAAUAGUAGUGUUAUCAAUAAUAAUGGAGUUCAUUCCAUUCCAAUAGAAGAGCAGGUCACUUUAUCACUAUAAUGGCACUAUUAGCACGCUGAAAUAGGUUAAACCUUUUCUUGUUUGAAAUUUCUUUCUUUCUAGGAACAGAUUUCAUUCUAGAUGUAAUCUGCUCACAUGCACCAAAAUUAUGUCUGGGACCUCACGUUGAUCUGAUUAUUAAGGCAAUAUUCUAAUGCUAAAAUGGCACACUAAGGGCUAGAUUACUAGUGGAGCGCAAAUUAAUGCUUCCGCUUGAGCGUUAAUUGCGCUCGUCGGGUUGGGCUCAUAUUAUGAGUUGAAAGUAAACUGUUUUCUCCCUUGUGGUAACCCAAAGAGGACAAAUAUCUGUAAUUCUAAUAUCACGUGUGCGCUCAUGUAUUUCCCAAUAUAAGUCAAGGGAGAAAACAAAGUGGAAUAAAACACCUACUCUUGCGCAAACCUGGUUGCAUAUUCUCCUUUGCGCUAACCCGACAUGAAAAUAUGAAUAUUUCACAUAACAAUGUUCUACACAUAGCAGAAUAUGUACUAUUUAUUUAUAAAUCAAUAUUUCUACACAUAUCUGAUUGUCUUUUGGUAUAAUAUUAAUCUAUACCUAUAUAUAUAUAUAUAUAUAUAUAUAUAUAUAUAUAUAUAUAUAUAUAUAUAUAUAUAUAUAUACAGGGAU
Messenger RNA from Bombina bombina (fire-bellied toad), 4207 nucleotides. RefSeq names its product integrin subunit beta 6 (gene ITGB6). Gene Ontology annotation, cellular component: integrin alphav-beta6 complex; focal adhesion; cell surface. Gene Ontology annotation, molecular function: integrin binding. Lineage: Eukaryota; Metazoa; Chordata; Amphibia; Anura; Bombinatoridae. The coding region runs from base 286 to 2637 and encodes 783 amino acids. The transcript is spliced from 17 exons. Gene Ontology annotation, biological process: cell-matrix adhesion; integrin-mediated signaling pathway; cell migration. The record is from RefSeq and is a predicted model, not a curated record.